Messenger RNA from Diospyros lotus (date-plum), 1352 nucleotides. Its product is annotated as protein MAEA homolog. Bases 68 to 1312 code for a protein of 414 amino acids. Gene Ontology annotation, cellular component: GID complex; nucleus; cytoplasm. Lineage: Eukaryota; Viridiplantae; Streptophyta; Magnoliopsida; Ericales; Ebenaceae. Gene Ontology annotation, biological process: proteasome-mediated ubiquitin-dependent protein catabolic process. The record is from RefSeq and is a predicted model, not a curated record. Gene Ontology annotation, molecular function: ubiquitin protein ligase activity; protein binding. The transcript has 7 exons.
AGAAUACCUCUGUCGUCGCGUGUUCUCUCUCUACAAUUUGCCGAUCUAACUCUCUCUCUCCAACCCGAUGGAAAUGGAAACGCUCCCCAACGGCAACUCUGCCGCUACCACCGCCCCAACCGCCGCGCCGCCUGCCCCCGCGGCGGCUGCUCCGUCGACAAAGUUGAGUCAGCUGGCGGAGUCACUGAAACUAGAGCACCAGUUCCUUAGAGUCCCCUUCGAGCACUACAAGAAGACUAUCCGCGCCAACCACCGCAUCGUCGAGAAGGAGAUCUCCGCCGUCAUUUCCGGCGUCUCCGACGCUGCCGAAGCCGAUUUUUCCCGUGACGAUGCUGUUCAUCACCUCAAUUCCCUGGUCUCCAGAUUACAAGGCCUCAAAAGAAAGUUGGGGGAAGGAAGCCGUACAGAGAACUUGCAGGCACAGAGGUGCCGGGCUCGACUUGAUCAUUUAGAAUCAGCAGAUGCAGAGAAUUUGUCAGAAUGGCAAGGCACACGGAUGAAGCGGAUUCUAGUGGACUACAUGUUGCGAAUGUCUUAUUACAAUACUGCAAUAAAGCUGGCGGAAAGCAGCAAUAUACAGGAUCUUGUUGACAUUGAUGUAUUUUAUGAGGCGAAAAAGGUGAUUGAAGCUCUCCAAAAUAAAGAGGUGGCUCCUGCUCUAGCCUGGUGUUCUGAUAACAAGUCUAGAUUGAAGAAGUCUAAGAGCAAAUUUGAAUUCCUGCUGAGACUUCAAGAAUUUAUAGAGUUGGUUAGAGCUGAGAAGCACUUGAGAGCUAUUGGAUAUGCGCGGAAGUACCUUGCACCAUGGGGGCCCACCCAUAUGAAAGAACUGCAGAGGGUCGUGGCUACACUAGCUUUUAAGAGCAGUACUCAGUGUGUGACAUACAAGGUUUUAUUUGAACCAAAACAAUGGGAUUUCUUAGUUGACCAAUUCAAACAGGAAUUCUGCAGGCUAUAUGGAAUGACCUUUGAGUCUUUGCUGAAUAUUUAUCUGCAAGCGGGAUUGUCUGCUCUGAAAACUCCGUUCUGUUAUGAAGACGAUUGUACCAAAGAAGACCCUCUUUCUCAAGAGAGCUUUCGCAAAUUAGCAGCGCCAUUACCAUUUUCAAAGCAGCAUCAUUCGAAGCUCGUGUGCUACAUAAGUAAAGAGCUCAUGGACACCGAGAACCCACCCCUUGUCUUGCCAAAUGGCCACGUCUAUAGCACUAAGGCUCUCGAUGAAAUGGCCAAGAAGAACAACGGCAAAAUCACUUGCCCCAGGACAGGUCUGGUCUGUGACUACUCGGAUGUUAUUAAGGCCUAUAUUUCUUGAAUCCCAUGGCCAUGGCUAUGGCUGACCAAACCAGCUGUAC